Molecule: messenger RNA, 1648 nt
Organism: Aaosphaeria arxii CBS 175.79
Lineage: Eukaryota; Fungi; Ascomycota; Dothideomycetes; Pleosporales
Product: glycoside hydrolase family 33 protein
Exons: 1
Coding region: 216-1361 (381 amino acids)
Source: RefSeq, a predicted model, not a curated record
UGCGGCCACGCUUGUCUGAGUCAAGGUUGGUCUUGGAUUGCUUAUAUGGGAAGACGCAUGACAAGAUUCGGAAGCUCGUUACCUCCAACAUUCAAACAUUUCAGACAUCCUGUCCACCACUUCUUGGGCAACACCUUACUUUACCUUGAAGCUUGACUCUACCUUGAGAGCGACAAGAGUAUUUUUUCUCUCCAAAACACUUGCCAUUUGCCAAUAUGGCCAAUUUCAACAGCGAGCUUGAGGUCUCACAAGACCGACCAUACUUCGCCGCUAACUACAUCCCGGCAUCAACGGUCCAGGUGCAUGCUUCAAAUCUGUUGCUUCUGCCAAAUGGUGACCUGCUCUGCGCUUGGUUCGGCGGAUCGCAAGAGGGUCUUUCAGAUAUCUCGGUCCACACCUCUCGGUUACGCAAAGGUACUCGCACCUGGUCCGAGCCCCAGCGAGUCUCGGAUGAUGCCAACAGAAGUGAACAAAACCCUGUGCUAUUCCUGAACCCAGAGACCUCCGAUUUAUGGAUAAUGUACACAGCUCAGCCGGCUGGAAAUCAAGAUAAAGCUGUUGUGCGCUACCGGACAUCCAAAGACGAGGGAAAGACCUGGAGUGAAGCCCAAAACCUUUUCGAUGACGAAGGCCUCUUCAUUAGGCAGCCUAUUACCAUCCUCAAAGACGGUACCUGGGUUCUUCCAGCUUGGUACUGCCGCACUCCUGCUGGAUUCCGCUGGAUUGGCAAUGACGAUAUUUCUGUAAUCAAGUACACUCAUGAUAACGGCCGCACAUGGCACGAGAAGGAGGUACCACGUUCAACAGGCGCUGUACACAUGAACAUCAAAGCUCUCCCAGAUGGCACAUACAUUGCCCUUUAUCGCUCGCGGUGGGCCGAUAACGUAUACACAUCGCGGUCGCAGAACGGCCUAGACUGGUCUGAGCCUACCCCAACAGCACUCCCCAAUCCCAAUUCGGGCAUUUGUUUCGAGGUGUUGUCGGACGGUCGCCUAGUUAUUGUCUAUAACGAUUCAAAGUUCCAGGCAGGCCAAUCUAAACGCGAAGGCCUUUACGAUGAUAUCACCCCCGAAGAUGACAAACGGGCGAAUCAACCUGCAGAGACCAAGGAAGCUAUCUGGGGAGUUCCUCGAAAGCAAUUGACCGUAGGCAUCAGUUCGGACGGAGGUGAGACCUGGAAGUCGAAGGUUUUACAAGAAGGCGAUGGAUUCUGCAUGACGAACAAUUCUCGAACACGAGAGAACAGGGAACUGAGUUAUCCAAGUAUAGUUGUUGACGGUGAUGUUGUAAAUGUAGCCUUCACCUUUUGGCGACAAAGAAUUCGAUUCAGCCGCUUUGAGGUUGGUUGGCUUGAGGCAUAGAAAUAGCGUGGUUCAUAACAAAAGUAGAUAUUCCCGCGAAUUCGACUUCAGUCAGUUAGAUCGUCUCUUCCCUUCAUUUAACUGUUUUCACUCGUGAUAAAUAAUUGAGAAAUGUGGCCUAGAGCAAAUAACAUUUGAAAUCAACUUCAUCACUAGCGUUCCGUUUUCUCUGCGAAGGCGAGAGGAUAGUCCAGUCGUCCUCGGUGCUGUUCUCGAAAUAUCCCGCAGUAGAAAAGGGAGCCCAGACGCUCAUCUUUCAUAACACUUCCGUCUUUCCACGAUUAUAA